Molecule: messenger RNA, 1789 nt
Organism: Ruditapes philippinarum (Manila clam)
Lineage: Eukaryota; Metazoa; Mollusca; Bivalvia; Venerida; Veneridae
Product: 1,5-anhydro-D-fructose reductase-like
Exons: 10
Coding region: 97-1065 (322 amino acids)
Cellular component (GO): cytosol
Molecular function (GO): aldose reductase (NADPH) activity
Source: RefSeq, a predicted model, not a curated record
CACAGGUUAUACAUUUGAUAGCAUGAGAAUCAUACAAGCUCAUAGAUGCUUACGCGCUUAUCCUAUACAUAUUACGUACAUAAAUAACUUAGUAUAAUGGAUUUACAUUCAAGACAGUUAACGCUUGGAUCUGGAAUAAUGCCAUCUGUUGGCCUCGGAACUUUCACAUUCUUCGGAAAACAUGGAAGCCCAGAUGAAAUGGAAUCCGCUGUAGGUCUUGCCAUUGAUGCUGGAUAUCGCCAUUUCGAUUGCGCAUGGGUGUAUGGAACGCAAGGAGUAGUUGGUAGAAUGUUGGAGAAGAAAAUAAAUGAAGGUGUCAUUGAGCGGGAAGAUGUUUUCAUUACUACAAAGUUAUGGAAUACGCAUCACAACCCGAAACUCGUAUUGGGAGAAUUGAAGGAGUCGUUGAACCAACUACGGACAAACUAUGUCGACAUGUUUCUAAUGCAUUAUCCAACGGGACAAAGGGACCAGGGUUUCAGCGGAGAAUUAGCCUUGUCAACAGACACGAAAGAUUAUGAAUGCUACCCACUAGAGGAUGUUUGGAAAGAGAUGGAAAGAUGUCAUCAGUUAGGAUUAACAAAGAAUAUUGGAUUGUCAAACUUCACCAUUGAUCAAACGAAAAUAAUAUUUGACUGCUGCACCAUAAAGCCGUCCAACAUUCAGAUUGAGGUCACACCUUAUUUCCUCAACGAGCGAUUGGUUAAGUUUUGUAUAGGCAGAGGAAUGACUGUGACAUCGUAUUGCCCAUUAGGUAGCCCUACACAUCCAGUGAGAUUAGCGGGAGAAAAAGGUCCUCUUGAAGACCCUGUUCUCAUGGAAAUGUCCAAAGAAAAAGGGAAAUCUGUAGCACAGAUUAUUCUUCGGUUUCUCAUACAGUAUGGAACCUCCGUGAUUCCCAAAAGUGUCACUCCAUCUAGAAUCAAAGAAAAUAUAAAUGUGUUUGACUUCGAGUUGACAGAAAAAGAAAUGCAGUCGAUAAAAUCUUUAAAUAAAAACAAAAGACUUUACAACGAGAUAAGGUUGAAACAUCACCCGGAAUAUCCGUUCGACGCACCUUUGUAAACUUCGUUUAUGGCAUUGGGCAAAUUUACUGCUGGAAAAACUUCUGAAUUUAUACAAUAACGAAGAUUCGCCGGCCGAGGUUAAGAUCUUUAUCUUUUUGCUCUGCCAUGAAAAGAGGGGUAUUAUAUUGUAAUGUGAGCAGCUUUUAUGUGUAUAUGUGCAAUAAAUAACUGCGUGUCAAUGAUAAACAUCAGCAUAUAUUAUGAUUUCAAAAUAUGUUGGUUCAAAUGACCACCUUAAGUUGGUUUAUAAUGUUAUAGUUCAAAACAAACGAUUCAAAGGCAAAUGUCUUAGCAGGAUAAAGCUUUGUGUCUUUGUUGCAGCUGCUAUACAUUAAUCGAUUUCAUUAUAAAUUCAUCAAAGUUAUGAGAUUUAAACAUUUAAUAUUUUUCACUUAUUUGUAAGUGCUGUUAUUGUUCGUGUCCGGUUUUACACUUCAGCAUGUAUGGUGAGUUUUGCGAUAAACUUAGUUCACACGAGUACCAUAAUUAAAGGAUGAAUUGCGUGCAAAACUCUUGCCAAAACGUAGGAAUUUUGUUGUUUUUUUUCUAAAUAUUCUGAAGUGCAGUUUGUGGUCAUUAGUAGAUGAUAAGUUGAAUCCAAAACCAAUGGCAUUAUGUUAAAAGUGAAAGUAAUUUGAAGGGAAUAUUGAUUCUAUCAUAUAAGAAAAAUUAAUAUGCUUUUUUAUCUGUUGCAUAUGUAAAAUAAAGAAAAUAGAAUGUUA